UAAAUCCCAGCAGUGGACCAUUAAAUGUAUUUAUGAGGAGAAAGAUAUUGAAAUACAAUAUAUUAGCGACAAAGACAAGAGGAGGGUAUCGAGUGGUUGUGAGUUGUGCUAAAAAUAACAGCUAAAUAGCUCUUAAUCCACACAAAAAUUUGUUGUUUUUGCAUAAUCGUACGAAUUCUCGUGUGUAGGAUAUAAAUUCGCAAAAUUUUUCUGAAAAUUCCAAGAAAUAAAAAAGUUAUGAGUGGCUUAUGGGGUGCUUAAACCAGAAUUCCGCCCAUCCACUUUCUCACAGCCACCCACUAACCAUUAUGUUUGAUCCUUUCUCUCUAGAAUAUUGGCUUUUAGAACCUCUCCACCCUGCUUAUAUCUUUUUCCUGCAUGUGUUUUGAAGACAAUGUCUCUCUUGUCCACUUUCAGCGUAUCUCACUUUCGCAUAAUUGGAUCAUGUGUCGCAAGCUGUGGUGAUAAGUUGUUUCGCUCCGUAAACUGUUAGACUCACGAACUUAUUAUGAUUAAAAAAAAAUUUCCUGUGUAUGUCGACGCAGACCAUUACUAGUUUUCUCUAAUUCUAGUAUUUAUUUUCACUUUCCCAUUCAUUAAAUCACGCAGUCCUGGAUAUUAUGUUCAAAUUAAAGACAAAAUGACUGCGGUUGAAAUAUUUAGAAUUCUAAAAAAAAAUUUGUUUUGAAUUACAAACUGUGUCCACUCUUUAGCGACAAAAGAAGGGGAAAUUAAUUCUCCAGUUUCCUCGUUUAUUAUUUUCCCGCCUUCUUUCGGUUUUUAUAACUAAAACUUGAUUUGCAAGAAGUAUUUGCAGUAAUUAUAUAACUAACUAAAGCUAUUACCUUUGUUUGGGGUGUUACUAAGCGGAAGUGAAAUUGUUGUCAGAGUUGAAAGCUGUAACACUUGUGAUUGCGGAAACGUGAUGCAGUAACUUCGAGGAAUGCAGUAGCCCUGAAAUAAUGAAUGACAAUUCACAAAAUGAUUCACAAGGAACCUCACUGUGUGGAAUAACAUCAUCUUUAGCAGCUAAAAGAUCUAGACGUAUCAAACGGCAAGUUCAGUUACGCAAAACCAUUAACUGGGGCAGCUUCGAUGAUGGUUUCCCAAACAUUUUCAUUUCUGAUGUUAAAUACAUGGCAGGCAAAGAUGUCAUUUUCCUUGGCAGUUUCCACUCACCUGAGAUCAUAUUUGAACAACUUUCCGUUCUUUAUAUGUUUCCAAGAUAUCGUGCAAGGUCAUUCCAUUUUCUGUUGCCAUAUUUUCCUACUGGAACAAUGGAACGAGUUGAGAAUGAGGGUGAAAUACCUACAGCAAAGACUUUGGCCAGCCUAAUGUCUCAUAUUCCAUUUACUACAAAAGGACCAGCACAGAUAACAAUAUUUGACAUCCAUGCCCUUCAGGAACGCUUUUACUUUUCUGACACGGUCAUUCCAAGACUGGAGUCUGCCAUUCCUUUGGUGAAACUUGAAUUGGAGAAUGUGUUUGGCUCUAAUAACUACACAGUAGCUUUCCCAGAUGAUGGUGCCUGCAAACGCUUUCAACGUUAUUUUCCCAAUGCAGACACCAUAAUCUGCAACAAGACGCGAAAUGGUUCAAAAAGAAUUGUUCAAAUUAAAGAUGGGAACCCAAAGGGAAAAUCUGUCAUCAUAAUUGAUGAUUUGGUUCUAACUGGAGGAACUUUGAAAGAAUGUGGCAGGAUUUUGCUUCAACAUGGUGCUAUUUCUAUCAGUGCUUAUGUAACUCAUGCUGUUUUUCCUAAAGAUUCUUGGAAGAAUUUUGUUGACAGUGAUAUCUUUGAUAACUUCUGGAUCACAGACUCCAUACCACAUGCCCUUCAACUUGCUCAACAUAAACCUUUCAAGCUGCUUUCCCUUUGUGAUGCCAUUGCUGACUGCCUUCUGGGAUAUGAUCUGUUACCAUGAUCUCCUCUCACUUAUCAGUAGCUAUUUUUUGUCUAUAAAUUUAUUUGCUCAUCUUUAAUUUAUCAGACAUUCUUAACCUCACACAGAUUAUGGAAAUGAAGAAAAUGUACUUAAUCAUCUUAUAACUUUGUCAUUAUGUGCAAAAACAUUAUACUAUAUGUUGAUACCAUUAUUUUGUUUGAAGUAGAAGCUAUUUAAAAUUUUUUUUUGUAAUUAUUAACUUAAAGAAAGGUGAGAUUGAUAUAACAAUUGAUCAAUGGUAGAAUGAGAUAAAAUGAAUCAAGGAAACAAUUCUAUUUAACCCAUAAUAAAGUGAAAAA
Molecule: messenger RNA, 2245 nt
Organism: Octopus sinensis (East Asian common octopus)
Lineage: Eukaryota; Metazoa; Mollusca; Cephalopoda; Octopoda; Octopodidae
Product: ribose-phosphate pyrophosphokinase 4
Exons: 9
Coding region: 963-1925 (320 amino acids)
Biological process (GO): purine nucleotide biosynthetic process; 5-phosphoribose 1-diphosphate biosynthetic process
Cellular component (GO): cytoplasm; ribose phosphate diphosphokinase complex
Molecular function (GO): magnesium ion binding; ribose phosphate diphosphokinase activity
Source: RefSeq, a predicted model, not a curated record